Zingiber officinale is the source of this 2002-nucleotide messenger RNA. RefSeq names its product hydroquinone glucosyltransferase-like. Lineage: Eukaryota; Viridiplantae; Streptophyta; Magnoliopsida; Zingiberales; Zingiberaceae. The record is from RefSeq and is a predicted model, not a curated record. The transcript has a single exon. The coding region runs from base 325 to 1752 and encodes 475 amino acids. Gene Ontology annotation, molecular function: UDP-glycosyltransferase activity.
ACACUUGUGCAGAGGGUUUGAACUUUGAAUUCGUCGUGUGAUUUUGUAAUCAUAAAAAUAGAAUUAGCUCAUGCUGACGCCGUGUCUACGUCAUUUCCCAGUCUUCUUCCCCCGUACCGUCUUAAAGUGCCAUCUCGCUGACAUCCCUCUGGUAUUUACAAACACGCCCCACUCGAUUUGUUUUUCUUCGGUUCUCCAUGUUCUUCGCCCUUCGUUUCCUUAUAUAUUGUGAUUUGAUCCACGGACUUCGAUUGUAGGGAUCAAUCUCUCGGAGUCAGAAGAUCGAACACUAGGUGGGUAUUAGUAAUUCGCGCGAUUCCGGCCAUGGAGGCGAAGGGAUUCGAUAAGCCCGACAGCGGCGCAGACGCUCCUCACGUGGUGCUGCUGGCCACGCCUGGCGCUGGGCAUCUGAUUCCUCUUGCCGAGUUUGCCAAGCUCCUCGUCGACCGUCAUGGCUUCUCCGUCACCAUCAUCACCUACACCGUCUUCGCCUCCAAGACGCAGGACGCGCUACUCUCCUCCCUGGCUCCGUCCGUCGCCUCCCUUGUUCUCCCCGCCGUCCCCUUCGACGAUCUCCCUCCCGAUGCCCGCAUCGAGACCAUCAUGUCGGUCGUCGCCGUCCGCUCCGUGCCCACCCUCCGGGCCGAAUUGUCCCGCCUCCAGGCCUCCUUCAACGUCGUCGCCCUCGUCGGCGACCUCUUCGCCACCGAAGCCAUCGCCGUUGCCCGCGACCUCGGGGUCCUGCCGUACUUGUUCUUCCCCUCCAAUCUCCUCACCCUCUCGCUCAUCCUACACCUUCCCGAGCUCGACGCCUCCGUCGCAUGCGAGUACCGCGACCUGCCCGAGCCUCUCCGCCUUCCUGGUUGCGUGCCGAUCCCUGGACCGGAGUUGCUUCACCCGAUCCAGGACCGGUCCAACGAGGUGUACAAGUGGAUCCUCCGCCACGGGCGCCGAUACCGGGACGCUGAGGGCAUAAUUGCGAACACGUUCGAGGCGUUCGAACCGGACGCCGCCAAGGUCCUGAAGCAGGGCCAACCGCCUCUCUAUCUCGUCGGGCCGCUGACGCAGUCCCGGCCCGCCGGGGCCGAAGAGGACGCUGAGUGCUUGAGGUGGUUGGACAAGCAGCCGGUGGGGUCGGUGCUGUUCGUGUCCUUCGGCAGCGGUGGGACCCUGACAACGGCGCAGCUAGCGGAGCUGGCUCUGGGUCUGGAGAUGAGCGGGCAGCGGUUCCUGUGGGUGGUCCGGAGCCCCAGCGACGGCGGCAACGCCAGCGCUAACUACUUCACGACCCAGAGCAAGGCGGAUCCCUUCCCCUUCCUACCCGCCGGGUUCGUGGAGCGGACCCGGGAGGUGGGGCUACUGAUCCCGUCGUGGGCCCCUCAGGUCGCGGUGCUCGGCCACGCCGCCACCGGCGGCUUCCUAAGCCACUGCGGAUGGAACUCGACGCUGGAGAGCGUGAAGGCGGGAGUGCCCAUCAUAGCGUGGCCGCUCUUCGCGGAACAGAGGCAGAACGCGGUGAUGCUGGCGGAGGGGGCGAAGAUCGCGCUGCGGCUGAGGGCGGCGGAGGACGGACUGGUGCCGCGCGAAGAAGUGGCGCGGGUUGUGAAAGAACUGAUGGAGGGGCAGGAAGGGAAGUCGGCGAGGCAGCGGGUGUCGGAGCUGCAGGAGGCGGCGUUGAGGUGCCUGGAGGAGGGCGGCGCCGCGCUGGAAGCGCUCGACGAAGUGGUCAACAGGUGGAAGUCCAGAAAUUGAAUUAGUCCAGCAUCAAGCCAUGUAACUCUAACAUGGCGUUAAUUCCUCCCUCGUAAUUGAAGUGGCCGACGGCACUAAAUGAAAUGAAAUGAAAUGAAAUGAAAUGUAACCUAAUGUAAUGUAAAAGUGUGUAACAGUGUGAAGCAGCUUUCCUCUAUGGGGAUUGUGAUGUAGUUGUAGACUUGUAGUUGGGUGUGGCAUCCGCAUUUCACUUACUUUUGGCGCGUAUCAAUUCUUAUUCUUGCCUUCC